AUGGAGAUCAACGAUACGCUCAAGUUUAAAUCCUUCGGCUGGAAGAGGGACUAUGAAGACAAGAAACCACACAUAGCCAAAGUUUAUGCUCAGAACAAACAGUAUUAUCCAGAAGACGCCCAUGGAGUCAUUGAUGAGUGGAAAGCUCUCAUCAGGAACCAAUCUGAAGUCUAUGAACAAGACAAGAGACUUGAGCAAGAAAACCGUCACCAGGCCAUGGUUGACUAUAAAGCCGAGCUUGAUCGUCAAAUGAAGGAGAAACAGUUCCAUGACCAGGCCGAGAAGGCUAAAAGAGCUAAUGAAGGGAACCAAAUUAACAACCAAUUCGGUCUCGGAAUGCAACUAAACCAACAAAUAGCUAAUCUUGAUAAGGGUGAGAGAGAAAAGUUGAACCAGGACUACCGUAACGCAAUGGAAGAGAAUAGGCGGAAGGCCCUAGAAGCCAAACAGCGUGAACUGCUUGAGGACCAAAACAUGCUGGAUAACAACAGAUAUGCUGGUCGCAAUUCCCAAAGGGCAAUGAAGGACAAAAACCUUCAGUACAAGAAGGAAUUAGACAACGUGGCUGAUUACCAUAAAUACCUCAAAGGUCAAGUUGAAGAAGACCAAAGAAGAAAAGAAGACGAUGAUUACCUCAGAGGAAUGCAAAAAGAGAAUGAGAAAAGAGACAAAGAGAAAGAAGACUGGUUCAACAAGUAUAAAUAAAAUCAGCAAGGAUAUGGAUGACAGAGUUAAUGCCACUAUCAACUAUGCCAAGCCCUCUUAUGAUAAACAGAAACAUCUCAAUGAUAAAAUCAAUGGCGACGUCGAUAAGUUUGGUAAUAAGCUCUUUGAUGACUAUGACAAGAACAGACAGAAGCUUGACGGAGAGCUCAAGAAUGCUCAGAAUUCGAACCUGAGAAGUCUUCAUGAUAAAACCCGUGCUGCUACCAUGGGCAAGCUCAAAGAAAAAGAAGAAAUUGACAACAAGAUGAGAGAGUCUAUGGCUUACAACCAGAAUGAGGAAAAGAAGAGAAGAGAGCUGGAAGAGCAAAAGAAUCUCUAUAGAGAAACCUUACAGAAUCAAAUGACCCUUAAUGCACUGAAUAAGCAUAAUUACGGAAAAAUGACUAUGCAAGAAAAAUACCUGAACAGGCUUGAUCUGAAAGCUUAUAAAAAUAAAGAAAGGAAUACAGUGAAAGCAAUGAUCCCUGGAAUCAAGAAUAUUCCUUCUAUAGGAACAAAACCUUUGAUGAGAGGUGCCAUGAACGUCAUGGACUUCAGUGAUUCCCCUCCUCAUGGGCCUACAGGGAGGAAGGGCCAGAUGUUUUUCAGCCCUGAGCCAAGACGACCAGAAGGAAUUAUUGAAAAGCCAAGUUACGCAAGUCCUCUGCCUCACCAACCUUCUAAUAUGAGGAACUUUCAUGGGACGAUCCAGAGGUCUAAUACACCAGAGAGUACUAUGCAAAGAAAUGCAAUUUCCAAAACAAAUUUUGAGCAGUACAAGCAGAGUUCCAGGAACGGAGGUCUGGCUGGUGCUAACACAGCUAGGAAUACCCAAAGUAUGGCUUCAAUGUACAACCCAAUAGUUUUUCCUGUUGAUAAGUCAUAUAAAAUCGACCUUAGCAGGCAAUAA
Moneuplotes crassus is the source of this 1615-nucleotide messenger RNA. The record is from the annotation of a GenBank genome assembly. NCBI's taxonomy places the organism in Eukaryota, Ciliophora, Spirotrichea, Euplotida, Euplotidae.